CACUGGUGGACAGCACUGGUGGGUGGGCACAGGUGGGUGGCACUGGUGGGCACAGGUGGGUGGGCACAGGUGGGUGGCACUGCUGGGCACAUAGUGGCACAACUGCUGGGCACAGGUGGGGGCACUGCUGGGCACAGGUGGGGGCACUGCUGGGAAAGAUAUCAACUUGCGGGGGUCACUGCUGGGCAAUCAAGGGCACUGAUCAUCAGUGCCCUGAUGAUCGGUGCCGAUCCCCGCUCUGACAACUGCCGGUUCUCGGCAGUAAACCUCACGAUCUGACAGCGUGAGGAAAGUGCAGCCGAGAACCGGCACUUGCAU
Messenger RNA from Staurois parvus, 318 nucleotides. Lineage: Eukaryota; Metazoa; Chordata; Amphibia; Anura; Ranidae. The record is from the annotation of a GenBank genome assembly.